GUAGAUAUGAAUCCCCAAUAGGUUGGAUAUAUAAACUGGAGACUGGGUUCCAGACAGUAGAGAAAUCAAAACCUUAUGAUCCAUAUCUACCUUAGCCAGCAAAAUAAAAUGUAAAUCCAUAUCCUAGCUAAAAUCAUGUUUCAACAACAACUGCUGUUAAUCCAACUCUCCUGCUGGUUAACAUUAUUAGUAUCAUUCGUUGCUGCAUUUGGCGACACAAAGCGAGGAGAUUGCCAAGCUAAGUGCGGUGAUGUUAGUAUUCCUUACCCGUUCGGUAUAACUGUUGGAGGUGAUGAUGAUUCUCGAGGAGCAGGAGGUUGCUCCAUUCAUGGAGUUGGGUAUGGCUAUAGCGUCAACUGUAAUACUUCUUAUCACCCUCCAAGGCCCUUUAUUGGCAUAAGUAAUAAUCUUGAAAUAUUGGGUAUAUCAGAAACCGAAAUUCACUUAAAAACCCUUCCAGAUAUCUUAUGUUACAAUAGGUCUGGUGAUCUGGUGUUGAAUGUAUCGAGUGACUACAUGGAUUUGUUUGAGAUCUCGUUUACGUUCUCAGCCACAAAGAACAGAUUAUUCUCUCUUGGGUGUGGAAGUUUAGGGUUUACCAACGGUUACAAGCGGUUUGAUCAGAUUAAGUCCACUUCCUCCUCGUGUAUUUCAUGGUGUGACAGUAUGGAAGACGUGAAUGAAGAAGCUUGUGACGGUGGUGGGUGCUGCCAGGUUAGCCACGCGAAGGGGCUAAAACAAAUUGAGGCUGAAUUGAUAUGGGAUCCUAAUACUACUGCCACAAACUUGUUAUCCUUCAACCCUUGCACUUACACAUUUGUAGCUGAUCAUGAACAGUUCACGUUCUCUGCAUCGAGUCUUAUGUCUGCACCGGACAGAGAUAUUCCUAUCGCUGUUGAUUGGGCAAUAGGGAAUAUGACAUGUGAAGAAUCACAAAAAGAUCCGACCACUUUCGCAUGCCAAAAAACCACUUACUGUAACAAUUCAGACAACAAUCCCGGGUAUCGCUGCACUUGCCUUGAAGGUUACAGGGGGAACCCUUAUCUUAGUCCUGGAUGCACGGGUAUAGGUGAAUGAAUGUGAGGAUCAAAACAACAAUCCCUGUGCAGGGAUAUGCAUCAAUACGAACGGAAGCUUCAGUUGUGCAUGUCCAAAGGGCAGUCAUGGA
Papaver somniferum (opium poppy) is the source of this 1168-nucleotide messenger RNA. Its product is annotated as wall-associated receptor kinase 1-like. Lineage: Eukaryota; Viridiplantae; Streptophyta; Magnoliopsida; Ranunculales; Papaveraceae. The transcript has 2 exons. The record is from RefSeq and is a predicted model, not a curated record. The coding region runs from base 136 to 1077 and encodes 313 amino acids. Gene Ontology annotation, molecular function: polysaccharide binding.